Panthera uncia (snow leopard) is the source of this 3169-nucleotide messenger RNA. It is a transcript of the gene KLF10, whose product is annotated as KLF transcription factor 10. Gene Ontology annotation, molecular function: DNA-binding transcription factor activity, RNA polymerase II-specific; RNA polymerase II cis-regulatory region sequence-specific DNA binding. NCBI's taxonomy places the organism in Eukaryota, Metazoa, Chordata, Mammalia, Carnivora, Felidae. Gene Ontology annotation, biological process: regulation of transcription by RNA polymerase II. The record is from RefSeq and is a predicted model, not a curated record. The transcript has 4 exons. The coding region runs from base 343 to 1824 and encodes 493 amino acids.
CCGCCCUUCGUCUGCCUCCCCCGCCCGCGCCUCCACCCGCUCUUCCCUUUCCUGCCUUGCGCCCCACUCCCUUUCCUCCCCUCCCCGCUUCUCUUCCUGCCCUUCCCAGCUCACGCUCCCCUUCCUUGCUUGCCUGCCUUUUCUCCUUUUUUCUUUGCAUUGGCGUCUUGAGGCUUUUAGACAUACGUGCGCUGUCCGUUGCAGCUUACAUAAAGGGGCGCGCGAUUAUGCAAUAGCGUUGUUGGUGAAAUCUCCAGAGCAGUGGCUCCUUUUCUAAGGUUAUCAACACGAAGGGUUUAUGUAUUUUUUAAAACUAGCGUCGAGAGUAGUACUUUGUAAAGAAUGCUUUUCGGUAUUUUUACACAAUUUCCACUUCAACCAAAAGAAUGGCAUCACAUUAAUGGAAAAUGGAAGGUGGAAGAAAGGAUGGAAAUGAUUUCUGAAAGAUCGAAAGAGAGUGUGUAUUCCUGGAACAAAACCGCAGAAAAGAGUGAUUUUGAAGCUGUAGAAGCACUUAUGUCAAUGAGCUGCAGUUGGAAGUCUGAUUUUAAGAAAUACACUGAAAACAGACCUGUUACUCCAGUAUCCGAUAUGUCGGAGGAAGAGAAUCUACUCCCGAGUACACCUGACUUUCAUACGAUCCCAGCAUUUUGUUUGACUCCACCUUACAGCCCUUCUGACUUUGAACCCUCUCAAGUGUCAAAUUUGAUGGCAUCAGCGCCAUCUACCGGACACUUCAAAUCAUUCUCAGAUCCUGCCAAGCCUCACAUUGCUGCACCUUUCAAAGAGGAAGAGAAGAGCCCGGCACCUGCCCCCAAACUCCCCAAGGCUCAGGCAACAAGUGUGAUCCGUCAUACAGCUGAUGCCCAGCUGUGUAACCACAGAUCUUGCCCAGUGAAAGCAGCCAGCAUCCUCAACUAUCAGGACAAUUCUUUUCGAAGAAGAACCCACCUGAACGUUGAGGCUGCAAGAAAAAACAUACCCUGUGCAGCUGUGUCACCAAACAGAUCCAAACGUGAGAGAAACACGGCGGCAGAUGUUAAUGAGAAAGCAAGUCCUGCACUUUAUGACUUUUCUGUGCCUUCCUCAGAGACAGUCAUCUGUAGACCUCAGCCCGCCCCUGUGUCCCCACAGCAGAAGUCGGUGCUGGUCUCCCCACCUGCAGUGUCAACAGGGGGAGUGCCACCUAUGCCGGUCAUCUGUCAGAUGGUUCCCCUCCCUGCAAACAACCCUGUUGUGACAACAGUUGUUCCUAGCACUCCACCCAGUCAGCCACCAGCUGUGUGCCCACCUGUCGUGUUCAUGGGCACUCAGGUGCCCAAAGGCGCUGUCAUGUUUGUCGUUCCCCAGCCUGUUGUUCAGAACCCAAAGCCUCCAGUGGUGAGCCCAAAUGGCACCAGACUCUCUCCCAUCGCCCCCGCUCCAGGGUUUUCCCCUUCCACAGCAAAAGUCACUCCUCAGAUUGACUCAUCCAGGAUACGAAGUCACAUCUGUAGCCACCCAGGAUGUGGCAAGACGUACUUUAAGAGCUCUCAUCUGAAGGCCCACAUGAGAACACACACAGGAGAAAAGCCUUUUAGCUGUAGCUGGAAAGGUUGUGAAAGGAGGUUUGCCCGUUCUGAUGAACUGUCCAGACACCGGCGAACCCACACAGGUGAGAAGAAAUUUGCUUGUCCCAUGUGUGACCGACGGUUCAUGAGGAGCGACCAUUUGACCAAGCAUGCCCGGCGCCAUCUGUCCGCCAAGAAGCUACCAAACUGGCAGAUGGAAGUGAGCAAGUUAAAUGACAUGGCCUUACCUCCAACCCCUGCCCCCACGCAGUGACCGCUCAGAAGGUGAGAAUCCGAAGUAACUUUGGUCACAGCCAGGAGCCAGCGGUGAUGUAAAAAUGCUUCCACUGCAAGUCUGUGGCCCUCCGGUGCGGCGGAACCCAGAAGCCCCACAGCCUGAGGAGAAGCCUCAGCCCUGGGCUGGAGGACAAGAAGUGCUGCAGCCACAAGCAGGUCACAGAGUGGCAGGAUUCAUUUCUUAUCACAUAAGAGAGAUGAGAAAGCCUUUAUUCCUUUAAAUAUUUUUUGAAGGUUUCAGAUGAGGUCAACACAGGUAGCACAGAUUUUGAAUUUGUGUGCACAAUUUAUUACUUCGUUUUCACCGUUUGUACUUGAGACCAACUUUUCAAUGUGAUUCUUCUAAAGCACUGGUUUCAAGAAUAGAGACUGGAAAUAAACAUUAUGGUACGGAGAUGGAGAUGGAAAAUUGAUUUGUAUUACAAACUUUGGCAUCUUUUCCUAGUUACCUUGUUUACUUAAAUUCCUAGUCUUUCCAGUCAAUUUCGUGGAUGUAGUUGUUAAAUAUGAUCUAGAACUAGCAUUUUUAUACUUGCUACCAUUUGGAAUUAAGCAGCUUGUAUAUUGCUAAAGAGGGCCCAAAGAUUUGGAAUCCUCAGUAAUUUAAUUGCUUUGAAGUAUAGCUAUAAUUUUUUUGCAUUUUUGUUUUGAAAGUUUAACAGAUGACUAUAUCUAGGCAUUUUAUUAUGCUUUGAGCUUUAGUUUGCCUGCAGUUUCUUGUGUAGAUUUGAAAAUUGUAUACCAAUGUGUUUUCUGUAGACUCUAAGAUACAUUGCACUUUGUUUAGAAAAAAAAGUGGAAGAUAAAAAUAUAUAUUGUAAAGAAGGGAUACCAAGAAUUUUAGAUAACUCCUUGAAAAAGAUGACUUAUGUCAUCAGUAAAGUACCCUUAUAUUAUGAGGAUAUAAUGUGUGCUUUAUUGAAUUAGAAAGUUAGUGACCAUUAUUCACAUGGGCAAGUGUUGUCCUGUUAAUUUAUAGGAGUUUUUUGGGGGGGGGAGGGAAGUGGAAUUAGGUGAAUAGAAGUUGUUAAAACAUUCACUUUUGUUAACAGUAUUUCUGUUAUAUUCUGUUAUAUAGUGGAUGAUAUAUACAGUGGUAAAACAAAAGUAAACUGUUUAAAAUCUACAGUGAAAAAUGGCACUAUAUCUUUCCAUUUAACAUUUUUCUCUAUUGGGUAUUGAUUUCUGACAUCAAAACUUGGACCCUUGGAAAACAGGAAUUUUCUUUUAAUAAUAAAAAAAACUUUGUGAUUUACAAUUUGCACAAUAUUUCUUUUGUUGUACUUUAUAUCUUGUUUACAAUAAAAAUUUCCUUUGGUAUA